AUGGACGAAAAAGAAGAAUUGCAUCUAACCUCUCCGGAGUUACAAGUUUUGUCUGAACUUGACAGCCGCCAGUUUGGUGUUCUGAAGCUGCGUGGCACUGAACAUGCUAGAAGAAGGGCACUUAUUCUCAAAGCUGUCAAAUAUCUUGAAGGCAUGUUGGUUCAAGUGAAGGAGGAAGAAAGGGCGUGUUCACCAGGUGCCAGAAGAGAUAUUUGCAUAGAUCCAAAAACAUAUUGCAAAUUGGGACACUUUCACCUCCUGUUAGAGGAUUACGCUAAAGCAAUGUCAGCGUAUCAAAAAUUUUACGCACUAGAGCCGGAUAACUGGAAGGAUCCUCUCUUUCUGUACGGUCUGGGGCUCUGCUAUUAUCACUAUAACGCCUUUGAGUGGUAA
This is a messenger RNA of Arctia plantaginis, 393 nucleotides long. The record is from the annotation of a GenBank genome assembly. Lineage: Eukaryota; Metazoa; Arthropoda; Insecta; Lepidoptera; Erebidae.